Messenger RNA from Neoarius graeffei (lesser salmon catfish), 2580 nucleotides. RefSeq names its product adenosine deaminase tRNA specific 1 (gene adat1). Gene Ontology annotation, molecular function: adenosine deaminase activity; RNA binding. The transcript is spliced from 9 exons. Gene Ontology annotation, biological process: RNA processing. The record is from RefSeq and is a predicted model, not a curated record. Bases 159 to 1562 code for a protein of 467 amino acids. NCBI's taxonomy places the organism in Eukaryota, Metazoa, Chordata, Actinopteri, Siluriformes, Ariidae.
CACGCGCUUGAGUUUUGAAUUCUCCGAGUUCACUGUCCCUGAGCACACAGCGCGCGAGCUCGGAGCGUCAGCGUGAGACGGAUCCGCCUUAAACCGGUCUCAGUGAGCGCGCGCGGAGCGGAUUACACACCCGUCUGCCUGUCGCGCGCGCGGGUGAGAUGUGUGACCCGGAUGAAGUGGCCCGGAUGUGCUCUGAGCGCUACACGGCGCUGCCGCGGAGAGGGAAACCGGAAGGAGGUCGUGAGUGGACGCAGCUCGCGGCGGUGAUUCAGGUCACGCGCUGUCCGGAUACACACACCGUGCUGAAGGAGGUGGUGGCUUUGGGGACGGGAACCAAGUGCAUCGGACGCAGUGCCAUGAGCCCCAAAGGUGACGUCCUGAAUGACAGCCACGCGGAGGUGAUCGCCCGGAGGAGCUGUGUACGGUACCUGAUGGAGCAGCUGGGUGUGGUGAUGGGAGGUGGUCACAGCUCUGUGUUCUGUCGUGCUGAUCAGACGGGGAAGUGGAGGAUUCGUCCUGACGUCUCCUUCCUGUUCUUCUGCAGUCACACGCCAUGUGGAGACGCCUCCAUCAUCCCCAUGACGGAGAGCCAGGCUCAGCCGUGCCCACCAGUCCCACGAGUCAGUCACGAGCCGGAGCAGCGAGACAGGAAGCGGUGCGCUGAGAGUGAGACAGGUGGAGUGAAGAAACGUGUCAGAGUGGACGGACAGCAGGAUGCUGGUGAUGAUCCCUGCAGUGUCAAGGGUGGAGAGGAGAACCGAGCGGGUGUAGAUUUGGGAAGUGAGUGUGAGGUGAGCUCAGGUGAGCAGGUGUGUGAUGUGCACCGCACCGGGGCGAAGUGUGUUCCCGGGGCACCGAGUGACCCACACGGUCCGGGGCUGGACUUCCACACGGUGGGCACUCUGCGGGUGAAACCGGGCCGCGGAGAACCCACGCUCUCACUCUCCUGCAGCGACAAACUGAGCCGCUGGUGCAUCCUCGGCUUCCAGGGGGCGCUGCUGAGCCACUUCUUACAGGAGGGCGUGUACUUCAGUGCCGUGGUGGUGGGGAAGUGUCCUUACAGCCCAUAUGCCCUCCACCGGGCCAUCAGCAGAUGUGCGAGUGUGACGGAUCUGCCAGAUGGAUUCUCUCCACACACUCCUGAGCUCCUGCAGUCCAGUGUGGAGUUCACACACGGCCGCACACACACACUGCAAUCCCAUGAUGCCUCACAGCAGGGCCGUGUGGUGCCAUGUGGAGCCGCCAUAAGCUGGUGUAGUGUCUCCUCUCAGCCUCUGGACGUCACUGCUAACGGCUACAAGCAGGGCGUGACAAAGAAAUCUCUGGGAACGCCCCAGGCUCGAUCGUUAAUCAGUAAGGUGGAGCUUUUUCACUCCUUCCUUAAGUUGCUGGAGUUAACAGAUGACUCCGAGCUUCCUGCCUCCCUCAGGGGAAAAGAUCUGAAUUCAUACUGGGACUAUAAAGUAGCGGCGGAUGAAUACCAGAAGGCGUGGACCGCACUACGCACUCAAGUGUUCACUCUGUGGCCUCAAAGCCCUCGACAUCUGCUGCACUUCACCUGACACACACACACGGUGUGUGAUAUAGUACCAGUUCUCAGCUUAAAAACUCCAGAAUGUUUUUGAAGAACCAGUGGUGUUGGUGGUGUGGAUGUUACUUCGUCUCCAUGACGACAGCUCACCAUUAAAACAGUGUGAACAUUUUGGAACUGGUAAACAUUGCAUUGUUAAAAAAAAGGGGGAGUGGUUAAUAUUAAAAUGGUGUAUUGUGCAUUUGGACACACCCACAUUUUAUGAUGUCUCAGUUCUGCUUUUAAACUGAGGAAAUGAUAAACUUUCAGGAAAAAAGAAAAAGUUUGCAGGUUUUCUGAACAGCACCAGUGUGUCUGUGUCAGUGGAUGAGGUCAGAGGUCAUGACCCCCUUCCCUGCUGGCAGUGUGGUGUUCAAUGAACUGCAAGAGACAAACAAAAAAAAAUUCCUGUUCCUGUUUUUAUUGGUUCGGUCUUCCAGCUACCUUACCGUUUACAUCACGCUCUUGAAUACAGAUAAUAUAUAUUUAUUUAUACAGGGGUCAAUAAAAUUAAACGUCUAAAAGUGAUUAAUAUUCAUUAAGAUCAUAAUAAUGUAGAUCGUCAUGGCAGCACCUCUGAUUACAUCAUCAUCCUCAUCAUCAUCUCCUCCUCACUCACACAGAUAUGUUAAUGCUACCACAGUCGGGACACACACACACACACACACACACACUCGCACAAUUUAUUCAUUAUUAAUCAAACACACUCAUCCAGAAGAAAACAGAAGUGGGCGGGACUUUAAAAUCCAAACGUGUUCUCUCCGCUGUAGGCCACGUACAGGAAGCCGUCCUCGUCCUUCUCCUUCUCGUAUAGCUGUCCCAUAGUCAGACUGCGCGCGCACACAUACACAUUAUAGUUAUAGUGAUAUAUCACAGUGUGUGUAUCAGAGAAACCAAAAAUGCUUAACAGAUUUCCAUUUAUUUUUACAUAACAUUUGCAUAUUUAAACGUGAAUAUUUAACAUGCCAUAAUGUUUUUUGUUACUUUAAUAAACCUGUUUUUCUAAACGA